This is a messenger RNA of Tetranychus urticae (two-spotted spider mite), 1220 nucleotides long. RefSeq lists its product as uncharacterized. The record is from RefSeq and is a predicted model, not a curated record. Gene Ontology annotation, biological process: cell differentiation; positive regulation of transcription by RNA polymerase II; negative regulation of transcription by RNA polymerase II. Gene Ontology annotation, molecular function: RNA polymerase II cis-regulatory region sequence-specific DNA binding; nuclear receptor activity. Lineage: Eukaryota; Metazoa; Arthropoda; Arachnida; Trombidiformes; Tetranychidae.
UUAAAUGUUGACAGAUUCCAUCUUAAAACUUGCAGUCGAUUUGGAUCAAAGCUACCAGAACUUGACUACAUCAACUCAUAUGACAUGGCAUCAGAUAGUAUUUUCUCUGAUUUCCUUGAUCAACUUGUAAUUGACAUCGUUUAUCACAACAAUCUAAGCCUUUCAGCCUUGGAUCUUAUUGAUUAUCAAAACUCAGAAACACUUUAUUACCAAUCUUAUGAUGAUCAUCAAGCUUUACAGCCCAACCAACACUUUACCUACAAUGAUUACGUUAAACUGAGAGCAAACACUUUACUACUCGCUAGACUUGGAUACAAGUUGACAAUAACAUUGAAUACUGACAACGUUGAACCAGAACCUUGGAAUCCAAAAGUAGCCAAGAAAAUAUUAUCCGUCGAUUAUUCACAAUUGAGUUUAGUGAAGGAUUGUUACCAUGCACAAGCGCCUCUGGACCGAUUAGAAACAUUCCUUUUAGCAGACGUGGUAAAUGCUUUUCAAGAUGAUGAACCAAUUAAUUUGCCUGACAUUUCGCGCAAAGUCCAUACGAAUCCCUCACCAGCUAAAUUUGUCUCCAUUUGCAUGAGGCUUAAAAGUUUGAGAAAACUAUGUAAUAACGAUAAAAUUGUGCUGAUAUCUGGUUCAUUUUAUGAGAUCGUUUCUCUGAAUGUCGUUUUUAAAUACAAUCAAUCUAAUGAUGAAUGGAUACUCACAGAAUAUGGGUCAAGAUUUGGAAGACGUGACUUUUUCAUUUGGAAUCGUUUAUUACAUGACAAGUCUGUUUCUGUUAUUGAAUCAUUUCCAGAUCGAUGGAGAAAGGAUGAAGUAGUUGAAACUUUGCUUAGUCUAUUAAUUAUUUUCAACCCUGAUCAAGUUGGACUCAUAUUCGCAGAUUCGGUCAGGCAUGAACAAUAUAUUUACAUACAUCUGCUUAAGCGAUAUUUGGAGUCAGUUUGCGAAUCGCCCUGUGACGCUUCAGACAAUCUUUACAGGUUAAUGGUGGCUGUUGAAAAAUUCCGGGAAAUGGGUGAAAUUAUAUGCAAAAAUACGAAUUGUUUCGAGACUGGUUAUCACAGAUCUUUACAAAACCUGGUCAUCAAUGAAAUUUAUAAUAACAAGUAGACUCUAAAAGUGUACGUAUUAAUAAAUGAUGCAGCCAAACACUUGUCGACUUGAAAGACUCUAAAAAGACUGAAUUAAAUAAUCUGCAACUUUUUUCAUAA